This is a messenger RNA of Capsicum annuum, 1257 nucleotides long. Its product is annotated as nudix hydrolase 18, mitochondrial. The record is from RefSeq and is a predicted model, not a curated record. Gene Ontology annotation, cellular component: cytoplasm; nucleus. NCBI's taxonomy places the organism in Eukaryota, Viridiplantae, Streptophyta, Magnoliopsida, Solanales, Solanaceae. Gene Ontology annotation, molecular function: pyrophosphatase activity. The coding region runs from base 220 to 834 and encodes 204 amino acids. The transcript has 5 exons.
UAUAUCGUUAACCGUUUUUUUCCCUCUUCACAACCAAUCAUUUCAACAAACACAAAAAAAAAAAAAAAAAAAAAAAAAAUCUCAAUUUUUUUUUCAUUGUUCUUGAUAUUUUCUAGUAUAAUUUUGUUUGAUUACAUAAAGGGGUCCAUUGUUUUCUUCUUUAUUUAUUUAUUUUGGUUAAAAAACAACCAAAAAAGAUCAAUUUUCAAUCAAGAGUUAAUGGAAUUGAAGAAUAUGGUGGCUCUUGUAUCACGCUCCGGACGGCAUUUGCAACGUUACAACAAGGGUCGUCGACAAGUUGUCGGAUGUAUACCUUACAGAUAUAAAGACUUCGUCGAGUUAUCGUUGGUAGAUGAAGAUGCAUUUGAAGUUCUUCUUAUUAGUCCUCAGAGAAAAGGCAAAGGAUUGUUAUUCCCAAAGGGAGGUUGGGAAAAAGAUGAAACAAUCGAAGAUGCAGCACAACGUGAGACAAUUGAGGAAGCUGGAGUACAAGGUGAAGUUGAGUGCAAACUUGGAACAUGGUACUUUGAGAACAAAGCCGGUGACACGGCAUAUGAAGGGCACAUGUUUCCACUGUUUGUAACCGAAGAACUCGACUACUGGCCUGAGAAAGAGAUUCGCGAAAGAACUUGGAUGAGUGUGCACGAAGCAAGAAAACUAUGCCAAAAUGGGUGGAUGAAAGAAGCGUUGGAAGUGUUAGUAAGUCGUCUCACAUCACAAAGCAAGCGGAUCAAAGGGGAACGUACCUCCAGUGGAAGAACAACUAUUCUUCCUUGGGGAUGUAGAGCUCAAAUACUUUCUCCACCGCUGUCAAGUUCCACCGAAGAGGCAUAGUCUCCAUUGAUAUCGAUCUACUACCAAAACCAACAUGGUAGACGUAGUUUGUGAAUAGGAAUUGAUUACUCACCGGAAAUGGUCAAUUUAGCAUGCGGAGUAAGUAGUUCAACGCGACUCCAAUUUUAAGGGAACAAAGAAAAAGUAUCAGAGGUAGUCAUAGGAGUAUGUUGCUUGUUUGUUGUUUUACAAUUGGAGUUGUUUGAUUUUAUUAGAGAUUUAGACACCAAAGUUGGCAAAGGAGAUGUACAUUGGCUUUAUUUAGGCAUAGAAAUCAAGCCUAAUGUAAUCCUUAUUAGCAAAAGUUAGUAGUUAUUAUUAGCUUGUAGUAAGUUUAAUUGAAUUCGUAAGCUUAAUAAAGUAAUUAUCAUUUGUAAAUUACGCAUUGUAGUGAAUUAUUGGAUGUUCUCGUUUUUGUUUUUC